AUGUCCAGCCUCAACGAACUCCUUCAUCGACAGCGAUCAGGACCAUGGCAAAAGUUCCGGGCCCAGCCUUGUGUCUUCCUCGCACGAAAGCUUUACAGUUGGCAUGAACCUAUUCCAGCUACACCACUCACACGUCCCGUUGCGAUUGUCUGUAUCUCCGACACUCAUAACGCCCAGAUCAGCGUUCCAGAUGGAGAUAUCCUGAUCCAUGCCGGUGAUCUCACACAAUCCGGAUCUUUUCAGGAACUCCAGAACGCGCUCGCCUGGCUCCGCGCCCUGCCUCAUCCUAUCAAAAUCGUUAUUGCGGGUAAUCAUGAGCUACUUCUUGACUCAGCACUGGAUGACUCGUCAGGUCGAGCAGCCUCUGAGCGAGCUCGGCUCGACUGGGGGGAUAUCAUCUACCUGGAAAAUGAGGAAGCAACAAUUUCCUGUCCGAAUGGUCGUCAGUUAAGAGUCUAUGGAAGCCCUAAUUCUACACGCCACGGGAACUGGGCCUUUCAAUACCCCGGAGACCAAGAUGUAUGGACCGGCUCAGUACCGGAUGGAAUAGAUGUGCUUAUUACUCAUGGUCCGCCACUUGCUCAUCUUGACCUACUAAAGUUGGGCUGUCCUCAUCUACUACAGACGCUCUGGAGAGUUCGACCGAGACUACAUGUAUUUGGCCAUAUACAUGAGGGUUCAGGAACCGACUGGAUGGUGUUCAAUAGACUCCAGGAUGCGUACGAGCGCACUGUUGCCGCUGGAGGGGGCUUAAGAAAUUUUUUAUUCACAGCGUGGGAAUUGGCCAAGGCAUGUCUCCGCCCGACCGUGGAAGCAAAAUGCUUACUCGUGAACCCAUCCAUCGUUGGGGGUUUGCGGGAUAAUGAACGAAGGCAGCCCAUCAAAGUCUUUAUUUAA
Penicillium egyptiacum is the source of this 897-nucleotide messenger RNA. Lineage: Eukaryota; Fungi; Ascomycota; Eurotiomycetes; Eurotiales; Aspergillaceae. The record is from the annotation of a GenBank genome assembly.